This is a messenger RNA of Grammomys surdaster, 1306 nucleotides long. RefSeq names its product kinesin-like protein KIF23. The record is from RefSeq and is a predicted model, not a curated record. The annotation marks the transcript as partial. Lineage: Eukaryota; Metazoa; Chordata; Mammalia; Rodentia; Muridae. Gene Ontology annotation, biological process: microtubule-based movement. Gene Ontology annotation, molecular function: microtubule binding; ATP binding; ATP hydrolysis activity. Gene Ontology annotation, cellular component: nucleus; microtubule; kinesin complex. The transcript is spliced from 12 exons.
GUGUACUGUAGGGUGCGUCCCCUGAGCUUUCUUGAUCAGGAGUGCUGUGUUGAGGUGCUCAAUAGUACAACGGUGCAGCUCCACUCUCCUGAGGGCUGUCAGCUCCAAAGUAAUGAAGGCUAUAAGCAGAUCCAAUGUACAUUUAAGAACGUAUUUGACAUGCAUAACACCCAGAAGGAAGUCUUUGAUGUGGUAGCUAAUCCACUGGUGGAGGACCUUAUCCAAGGGAAAAAUGGACUGUUGUUUACGUAUGGCGUGACAGGAAGUGGAAAGACGCAUAAGAUGAUAGAGUCUCCGGGGUCUGGAGGCCUGCUUCCUCAUUGUUUCAAAAUGAUCUUUGACAGCAUAGGGUUAUUUCAAGGAAAACGCUGCAUAUUUAGAUCUAAUCAUAGGAACAGCAUGGAGAUUCAGCCUGAAGUUGAUGCCUUGUUGGAACGGCAGAAAAGAGAAGCCAUGCCUAUUCCAAAGACCCACUCUAGCAAGUGACAAGCAGAUCCAGAAUUUAAAGAUAUGAUAGAAGACGUCCAGGAAUUCUGCAAAGCAGAAGAAGUUGAUGAGGACAGUGUCUAUGGAGUAUUCGUCUCGUACAUUGAAAUCUAUAAUAAUUACAUAUAUGAUCUACUGGAAGAAGUGCAGUUUGAUCCCAUAAAGCCCAAACUCCCGCAAUCUAAGAUGCUCCAAGAAGAUAAGAACCAGAAUACUUACGUUGCAGGAUGUAUGGAAGUAGAAGUGCAAUCUGCAGAGGAGGCUUUUGAAGUGUUCUGGAGAGGUCAGAAAAAGAGACAUAUUGCUGACACCAAUCUGAAUAGAGAGUCCAGUCGCUCACAUGCUGUGUUCAGCAUUAAACUCCUCCAGGCUCCUUUGGAUGCUGAUGGAGACAACAUCUUACAGGAAAAAGAGCAAACUACUGUAAGCCAGCUGUCUCUGGUAGAUCUUGCUGGAAGUGAAAAAGUCAACUGUACUAAAGCAGAAGCUGGCAGAGACAGAAAGAUAGGAAACAUUAACCAGUCCUUGAUGACUCUAAGAAUAUGCAUGGAAGUCCUGAGAGAAAACCAGAAAUAUGGAACCAACAAGGUGGUUCCAUAUCGAGAUUCAAAGCUAACCCGACUAUUCAAGAACUACUUCGAUGGGGAGGGGAAGGUUCGGAUGAUCGUGUGUGUGAAUCCAAAGGCUGAAGACUAUGAACAAAGCUUGCAAGUCAUGAAGUUUGCUGAAUUAACCCAAGAAGUCGAAGUAGCAAGACCAGUAGACAGGGUGAUAUGUGGCCUGGCACCAGGGAGACGGGACAGAAACUUGCCUCAGUUAA